This is a messenger RNA of Motacilla alba alba, 3572 nucleotides long. It is a transcript of the gene SMIM19, whose product is annotated as small integral membrane protein 19. Lineage: Eukaryota; Metazoa; Chordata; Aves; Passeriformes; Motacillidae. The transcript has 4 exons. The record is from RefSeq and is a predicted model, not a curated record. The coding region runs from base 16 to 435 and encodes 139 amino acids.
CGCAGCCCCCCCGCCAUGGCGCCCGGCACCGCGCUGACGUCACUUCCCGGGCCGCCCCUGCCGGCCGCGCUCCCCAUGGCGGCAGCGGGGGCUGGCGGGGCGGGCGGCGGCGGCGCCUCGGCGGCGCUGGGCGACGGCGGCGCCAUCGACUACUCGGUGCACGAGGCGUGGAACGAGGCCACCAACGUGUACCUGCUGGUGGUGCUGGCCAGCCUCGCCCUCCUCGUCUACGCGCGGCGGAACAAGAGGAGGAUCAUGCGCAUCUUCACCCUGCCCCCGGCCGCCGAGACGCCGCCCGAGCCCAACUUCUACGACAGCAUGAAGAAGAUCCGCCUGCGGCAGCAGCUGGAGAUGUACUCCAUCGCAAGGAAGUAUGAACAGCAGCAGCAGCAGCCACCAAAACAGACUGAAAGCGUACAGCUCUCAGUGGAAUGAAGCCCACAGUUCUGUAGGAACUCAGGACAUAUAUGCAGUGCUGAUUUUAAGAGUCAAUGUGGAGCUAUUUUCAAUGUUUUUUAAUUGACACAUAGCUGAAGGCAAGGGGGAAAGAGAGGGGACUGUCCCUAAAAGUUUGUUCUUAGUAGCUUUUCUCUGAGCCCUCGUGAGGUAAAGUGAGUGCCCACUUGAAUGAACAUUCAGCUUGAAAGUACCCAGCACAGGGCACACGUGCUCAGAGGAACCUGAGGGUAGGGAAGUGCAGUCUUAACAAUGUCUGAAAUUAUCUCUCUCUGCUAGCACCUUGGAAAUCAGCUCCUACCUUCUCUGGCAACAGCACCCUGGAGAAAGCAAGGCAGUACCUGUCUGCCUGGAAAGCCUUGUGUUCCUUGAUGAUGAGUUGUUGAAUUUGCUGAAUACAGUCAGUAAGUUUGAAUGAAGGCACUGUGGCCGUACUGCCUGGUGAAGGUGAAGCUUUGAGAGCCCAGAGUGCCACUGGUGGUAGUGCAGAAAAGUUCUGCUCUCUGCUUAUUUGGGAGUUGUGUAUGCAAUACUGUGAACCUUUCCUGGAGAAACUUUGAGGAGUACACAGUGAACGACGCAUCUAGAAGACACUUUAAGCCACUACUCUAAUGUUAAUAGCAAAGGUGGUUAGCUUAAUUUAGUCAAAUUGCUGUAAAGAAUGGGUCUGUAAAAAUCAGUGUAAGCAGGUAAUGGCUUGUCCAGAAGAGACUUCACACUGCAGUUACUUUUUCUUUCUAGGUAAAUCUCAAAAUCAGUUAAUUGAAAGGAUUCUGCAGAAAUUACUUUUUAAUAAAAGCAUCUAAUCAUGAAAACUAUUUGAAGAUGUAUCAUGCUGUAAUUCCUAAGCUUACACAACCUGAGUUGGCCAAGUGAUGAAAAACCAGCACAAUGCUGGGAGUCUAUGUCCAGAGGUUUUCACCUAUUCUGCGCUGAAAUCUAUUAAGUCUUGGAGCAGUGGUGAGCACCACUGUGGUUACACUUGGCUAUUAGGAAACUUGGCUUUGAGCACCAAAUGUUACUAUAUCGAAAUGAUGUGUCCCUUCAGUGUCUGUAGGGGCUGUAAGACGUGACCUGGGCCGAACUGACAGUGGCAGAAGGUUCCGUGGGUUUGCCCCAUGGAAAGGCUCCUUUAGGAGAAGGGUGGCCCCUGUGACAGCUUCCUCGCUGUAAGGAACCGCGCAAAACAGCGGGGUCACUCCGCGGGGCCGGGGGCUGGCGGCCGCGGGGAGCGGGGAGGGCGCGGAGCCCCGGGGCCGCCGGUGCCGUGUCCUUCCCGCGUUACUCUGCCCGUGUGAUGACCCCGCUCCGCAGCGCGUCCCCGUCACUCGGCGGGGUUUACGAGGCACACAGAUCCACGCCCAGCAGAGCUCCCCGGGCGCGGGGAAAACCUCCGGACCGCAUCCCCCUCCACCUCCCGGAAACGGCGCCGUUUCCUCUUCCCGCGACCUCACUUCCUCCCGCGCUUCCGUCUCCGGGACGCGCCGGCUCCCGCUGCUGCCGCUGCCGCCGCCGCUGCUGCUCGGAGGCCGGAGGCGCCCGCCGGGCGGUGUCAUGAUGAGGAGCUUCUCAGAAACAGAAGUGGAUGAUGAGUGGAGAUGAAGAAAUCAUACAUUUAAGAAGUUGGCUCAAGUUUCCGUUACAGGCAUGGAAAGUUUCUGAGACCAAGCCAUGCGAGAAGAACAUGAGUAAAGAAGAGGGAGAUGUAGACCCAGACUUUCUAGAAGGGAUUGCAGGAUUUGAGAGGACGCUGCACAAACGUCACGUAGUUUUCUUGCUUAUUCAUUUACCUGCACCCCUGAACUGUAACACUUUGUUUGCAUGUCUGUUUGGAAGUUGAAAAAUCCCCUCACAUCUGUGUCUUUAAUAUAAUCAUGGCUUCAAGCUUGUUUUAGGAAGAGCAGAAUAUUGCUGUAGUUUUUAUUUGUGGAUGAGAUAGCUGCUGCUUUGUACUUGAAAUCAAUUUGGGGUUUUUCUUGUUGAAACAUACAUUGAAUAUGGAAAAGCUCAGACCAUUACAAAAUAGGAAGUUAGGGGUUUUGCUUAAGUUUAAUAAACAGCCUUUGCAUAGAAAGUAUGACGACAGGUGUGUAGGUAAAAGAAAAAAAAAUAGUGCUAGCCCUCUAAUUUGAGUAACCUUAUAAUGUAUUGUUCUUAUGGUGUCCAUAGACAGAUGCCAGAAAAAUAUCAAUCAAUUUUAUCUUUUCUAUCUGACUGUUGGUUAGAAAAAUGUUCUAGGUAAGUUUUCUUGCCAGGGUUGUGGGGUUAUAAGAGCAGAUUACUUAGCAUUGAGUUAGGAGAGAGCUUUUUGGAGAGAUAGUUUUUUUGAACAUCUUGGCUGUGCCAUGAAGUAUCUCGAAGGAAAUACUGGCCAUGCAGUAUUAAUGAUGCUGUGAACAGAUUUGAUUGUAGUAAGUCUCUGAUACAAAGUUAUUAAGACUUCAAUGUAUAUGUACUUAAAAUUUUAAAAGUAAAUGUGUUUUCCUGUGUUGAAAAGUAUUGCUGGUAGUGGCAGGCAAAGAACAUCUUUAUUUUUCUUAUGAACUCCUAUCUGGUGUUUUAUCCUUAAUAAAAGGCUGUGGUUAUUUUUGUAUACUGACUGAAUAUUUGGCCUUUAAGAGUAUAUAAUUAGAUAGAAGAGCAAAAGCAGUUGUUAAAGGACUAUUUUUUUAAAUGAAAAUAGUUUGAAAUCAUAUAAUUUUAGUUUCUUCCGAAUAGAUGUGAUUAGUGUGUUGGAAAUAGUUUUACAGUGGAUAUAAAGGGAGCAGUUGAGAGACAGUGGCUGAGAAUGUGUCCAGCUAUUUUUGUAGUUAUAUUUUUCCAGUUAUAUUUUUUCAGACUCCUUACUUAGAUAUUUUCAUAUAAUAAGCUGCUACAUCACAAUGGGAUACAAAAACUAUUUGCACUUUAUAAUAUUUACCUUUUAAAAUAGGUUUUAUUGUACUAAUUGAUAAGUAAAUUGCAAUGACUGUGAGAAAAUCCUAGCCUAUUUUAUUACUUUGAUAGAAAUUUGAAUAUGAGAUAGUAUUGUCUGUAUCAUAUGUUUUCAUGGAUUUUUAGCUGCUGAAACUGAAAUCAAUAAACUUUAGCUACUGUUGUUGACUGGAACAAGUAAA